AUGGAGAAGUUUCCGUUGCCUUACCGCCGUACCUUUGCGCAGGCUCCGUGCGGCUUUCUCAUCGAUCUCGAUGGCACGAUGUACCGGCCAGGCGGACUAAUCGACGGCGCGAUCGAGUUCUACGAGUGGCUCGUCAGCACCAAGACGCCGCACGUGUUCCUGUCCAACACCGGCGCAAAGGGCAGUCCAGGCGUGCAGACCAAAUUCAAGUCUGAGAGGUAUCGGCUCUCGUCCAAGCCCGUGCCGCUCCGAAACAUCUGGACCGCCUCGGAGGCGCAGAUGGACCUGAUGAUGCACAAGAAGGAGGACACGCCAGACAGCGCAAAGGGGAGCCAGCGCGACUAUGGCCUGCCGCACGGCGCCAAGGUGUUUGUGAUGGCGGGCGGCGAAGGGUUUUGGCUCAACUCGCUUCGGAUGAAGGACUCGAUGCGGUUCGACUCGUGGGACAUCCGGACGACGCUGACAAACGACGAGGCCAAGGCUUGGGCCAAGGAGGCGCGCGACUCGCAGGAGGCGGGCGAGUGCACGGUCUUCGUCGUCCUCUUCCUCGAUGGAAAGCUGGACAAGGUUGACGUCGUGGACGGCGACGUAUCGGGGCGGUCUGCAGACUACCGCGGCGAUUGGAACUACGGUCUGAUACGCAACGUCUCGUUCCUCCUGCACCACGGCGCUCAGCUCAUCUACACUGCAGACGACGCAUUCAACCCGUCCGAGGACCCAGAAUACCCGGGCAUGGCGUGCACCGCACAGACACCAAGAGGGCAGUCGUGCGGCCGCCCCCUCAUCGCCCAAACAUUCGACGAGCAGACUGCGUGCGCGGGCAAGGGCGGAUCGCAUGGCGACGUCUUUAUGUUUGAGCAUGCCAUCCGGAUGCUCAAGGCGCAGGGUCACGACGGCGACCUCGCCAAAAUCUGCAUGGUGGGCGACCGGUUCGACACCGACAUCCGUGGUGGCAACUCGUGCGGGAUCAAGGCGUGCCUCGUCCAGUCGGGCGCCCACCUCGCGAGCCAGCAGGCAAAGUACCCGAGCGACGUCGCCGACUUCACCGCCGCGUCCGUCGGGAGCUUGGUGCCACGCUCGGACGACGGAGCCCAAGCCGACACGGCACAGGCACAGCGUGGCAGCAUGGCCGCGUCGAGCUCCAACUGGCAGUCGGUCAAGGACAAGGGUUUCUUUGUCCUGGGUGUGGUCGGCGGACUACGCUCUACGGGCUACGGCUACGGCUCAUUAUUUGACUCAUUUUUAGCCGGGGUCGUCCUCCCGAUGGGGGACUAG
Messenger RNA from Emiliania huxleyi CCMP1516, 1275 nucleotides. RefSeq lists its product as hypothetical. Bases 1 to 1275 code for a protein of 424 amino acids. NCBI's taxonomy places the organism in Eukaryota, Haptophyta, Isochrysidales, Noelaerhabdaceae. Gene Ontology annotation, molecular function: phosphatase activity. The transcript has 5 exons. The record is from RefSeq and is a predicted model, not a curated record.